Colletotrichum phormii is the source of this 1131-nucleotide messenger RNA. RefSeq lists its product as uncharacterized. The record is from RefSeq and is a predicted model, not a curated record. Bases 104 to 829 code for a protein of 241 amino acids. The transcript has 3 exons. Lineage: Eukaryota; Fungi; Ascomycota; Sordariomycetes; Glomerellales; Glomerellaceae.
ACAGCAUCUCAACAUUCAAUACUCAGACACAUCCAUCUGAACACUUCUUUUCACCACUACUAUCUUGAUAACAGAUCCUCUUCGCUUCAAACCAACCGCCAUCAUGCAGUCCAAGAUCUUCACCGCCGCGCUCGCCGCCUUCUCCUUCGCUUCGGUUCAGGGAGCUGUUCUUCCUCGCGCCACCAUCACUCCUGGCACCAUUGUUACCCCUGGCGUCUCUUUUAACCCUGCCGAGCUUGGAGCCAACGAGCUGGCUUUCCGCACUCUCCAGGUUCUCACCGGCCAGAUUGCCCAGACCACCGCUCUCGCCAACAGCCUUGCCCUUCAGGCCACCGGCACUGCGACAGCUGCCGCGGAUCAAGUUCAGGCCGUUGUUGCUCAGCUGAGCUCCAACGCCGCUGCCAUUGCUGCCAACGUCGCCAGCAUUGUUGCUGCCGCUCCCACCGCGAUCCCGAGCCCUCCUGCUCCCACCGCUACUGCCCCUGCCACUCCCGAUGUUGGUGGCCAGGCUGAAGCUCUUGUCCGCCAGGCUCAGGCUCUCGCCAGAGCCCUGACUGCUCAGAUCGCCGCUCUCCAGGCUCAGGUCACCGCCAACGCUGGAACCGUCGCAGGAAUUGCCCAGAACGCGAUCCUCCUCCCUGCUUUGGCUCAGGCUCAGGCCGCCGCCGCUACCACUCUCGCCACCAUCGGAACCGCCAGCAACCUUGCUCUGGGUACUGCUGCUACCCUGACCGCCAAUGCCCAGGCCAUCGUCGACCGCGUCCGCAACGCUCAGGUCAAGCUCAACCCCGUCCUCAUCCUCGGCGCCACCCCCGAUGUUCAGUUCUAAAGAGCUCAAUAACUUUCUACAACACUCUCUAGCCCGGUCUUUCGAUGGUAUCUCAUCUUAGCCGGCCAAAAGCUUGAGCAAGACUCGCAGAACUUUCAACAAUCGCAGCCGAGUAUUUGGAAUUUGGAGGAUGACAAUAAUAUGACAAAAGGGGGAAUUGACUUACCAUUAUUAUGGACAAUAACGACCGCAACGUCUUUAAACAAGACCUACGCUCCUUGACGGAUGGCUUCUGAAUAAUUAGUAAUAUUUUAUCUAGCGAUAGGACUAUCUUUAGUACUGCUAUAAUCAAGAUAGUACCC